Molecule: messenger RNA, 2670 nt
Organism: Chaetomium strumarium
Lineage: Eukaryota; Fungi; Ascomycota; Sordariomycetes; Sordariales; Chaetomiaceae
Product: exocyst complex component Sec6-domain-containing protein
Exons: 1
Coding region: 243-2495 (750 amino acids)
Biological process (GO): exocytosis; exocyst localization
Cellular component (GO): exocyst
Molecular function (GO): SNARE binding
Source: RefSeq, a predicted model, not a curated record
CGUACUCUGUUUUGGUUGCCUUUUGAGCUGGCUUUGCUUGAGGGAUAGCUAGCGCACGGACCAUAUCUGUGGAUGCUGCUUGUCCGUGAUCAAUCAAGGGAAUGUGUGUCGCUUCGCUGCGCCGACCUGCAGCGACCGAAACUCGAGCCUGCUAAAUAAACACCACGGUAUCUUCCAACGGAGGACCGCACCACAACAUAGCACGCGAUGGUUUGACAUCGGACUACGCAGACACCCAAACAAUGGACGUGCCGCCGGUCAAGCUGUCGGAGCUGCUUCGGCACCCUGACGACCUCGACAAGAUCGCGGCGCUCAAGGCCGAGUUCGCGCGCAAGAAGGCGGCCGUGGACUCGCAGCUGCGCGGCGGCCUGCGCGAGCAGCUCGAGACCACGCAGGCCGGCAUGAAUGGCUUGGCCGACGGCCAGAAGACGGUGCAGCAAAUCAAGGAGGAGAUGAUGAAAAUCGACAAGAUAUGCUCCGAGUCGCAGAACAUGAUCACCGACUUCGCGACCAUCAACCUCGUGUCGCAGGCCCACCGCAACUUUGGCGCCGUCGAGGCGAUGCGCCGCAACCUCGAGACCUUCAACGAGCGCCUCAACGGCAUCCAGGAGAUGCUGCGCCAGGACGACGAGGACGCCGAAAACAUGCCGAACCUGCUCGCCGUGCACUACGAGCUCACGCAGCUGCGCAACAUCCGGGAUGAUGCGAUGGAGCAGAUCCAAAGGGGCGACGACCCGAGCUUGCAGUCGACGUUGGAGGAUUAUUUUGAGCGUCUCGACCAGGCCAUCGAGUGGUUCGACGAGCACAUCGGCCUGAUUGCCAGGAGCCUGAUCAACCUCGUGGUGGCAGACAAUACGAGUCUGGUGGUGCGCUUUGCACUGAUAAUAGAGGCGGAGGAGAAGAGCGACCAGAGGGUGCUCGCGCUGCAGGAGGCGCUGAAGGACCACAAGGAGAUGGCCACGCGGUUCCAAAGCAUUACCGACGGGGCCAAGACAGUGCGAGGGUACAAGGACAGGUUCCUUGAGUACAUCAGGAAGAUCGGCGAGGGGCAGUUUGAGGAGAGCAAGGAGAAGUUUAUGGAGGACCCAGGGGAGCUGGAGAAGAGCCUGCGAUGGUAUUUCAACGACCUCAACACGGUCAGACUAGGCAUGGUGCCCCUGAUGCCCAAGAAAUGGAAGAUUUUCAGGACGUGGACAAACAUCUACCACGGGAUGAUGCACGACUUCCUCAUAGGCAUCAUCAACGAUCCCCAGACCUCGUCCGCACAUACGCUGGAAAUCGUCGGCUGGCCCGAGAAGUACUACCGCAAGAUGACCAAGCUCGGAUUCAAGCAGGAGGAGCUGACACCGCACGUCAUCGACAAUCGCGAGGCGGAGCUUGUGCGAGAUUUCCGCGCGCUCAUCAUCAAAUACCUGGACGAGUGGAUCGGGCGCAUCUGGGAAACGGAGAAGAAGGACUUUGCCGACCGCAACGUCGAAGGGGGCAACCUCGACCAGGAUGAGUACGGCUACUUCCGGAACAGAAACCUGGUCGACCUCUGGCGCAUGCUGCGCGGGCAGCUCGAGGCAGCUGCCAAUUCGAAGCGGGCCGACGUGGCCGAAGGCGUGGUGGAUGCCAUGUUCCAGCGGCUCAGACAACGACAACAGUCGUGGCAGAAGAUGCUCGAAGAGGAAGCGUCGCGCUACGAGACAGACAAGGUGGCUGACCUCGAGGGGUUCCAGCCGCUACAGGACUGGCUCGUGGCGACAGCCAAUGACCAGAUCGCAUGCAUCGACGACAACGAGGACGAGGGCCGGGUCGCAUACCUGACCGACUUCAAGAAGGUGGUCAGCACGAUGGUCACGCCGGCGUACAUGGACCGCGCCGAGGCCGAAGUGGCGAUGCUGCGCGACGGCUACCUCGACCUCAGCACUUGGUGCAUGACCAAGUUCGCGCAGCUCGUGUUCGCCGUCGACUUCAAGUCCGUCAUGCCGGACUUCUUCACGCCGCGGUGGUACACGACGACGCACAUGGCACGCAUGAUCGCCACGUUCGAGGAGUACGUCGGCGACUACCGGCAGGUGCUGCACCACUCGCUGGUCGACAUCUUCAUCGAGAUCUUUGCCGACGAGCUGCUGAUCCGGUAUCUGUCGUCGGUGCGCAACAAGGGCGCCAAGUUCCGCCGGUCGGACCAGUUCCAGGACAAGAUCUUCGACGACCUCAAGACGGCGUUUGACUUUUUCAACACGCUGAACCCCGCCGUGGGCAACUCCAUCAAGGAGACGUGGCGUGUGACCGAGCCGUUCCUGCAGUUGCUGUCGGUGGAGAAAGAGGCGAUACCGGACACGUUUGGGGCCUUCAAGUCGGCGUACUGGGAUCUGCAGAUUAGCUGGGUUGAGGCGGUGCUGAGGUCUAGAGACGACUUCGAGCGGAGCAUGUUGAAUGCUGUCAAGGCGAGGGCUGCCCAGAUGGACGUAGUCCGGGGGCCUGAGACGAUAAUGAGCAAGGUGAAGUAAAGUAUGAUGUACUAUCCACGAGCGAUGAUGAUGAUGAUGAUGGUAUCAUGGUCCGGUUGCCGGCAGUGGCAGUGUGUAACGGCGGCUGGAAGCGUCCGGACCCCUAUUGGUGGUCUGUCUCUUCACCCGGGCAACUGCCUGAUUAGGAAAUCAGCACAACACUCAAAGCCACAUC